GGCCGAGCGGCGCGCGGAGCCCGGGCAACCGCCCGGCGCGGCGCGGGGUUGUUGUGAAGGGCCGGUUGUCGGGCGGUGGCGGCCGGGGGGGUCCCGGUCCGGUACCGCGGGGCCCCGCCGCCACCUCCGUCCAGGCGAUCGCCCUCGGCCCGACCAGCGCUCCCGUCCCGUGAUGUUCAUCAGCGGUGAGGCCUCGUCCCCCGCCGCGCCGCCUCUCAGGAGGGUCUCGCCGUGACCGUGUGUGUGUGCCCGCAAGACGGCCGGGGCAGCCCCGGCGCCCGGCCUGGCCGUAGGACGCGCUAGCGGAGCGGAGCCUCGCCGGGAGGAGGAAGGCGCUGCCCGCCCGAGAGGCGCCGCGCUGAGCCAUGGCUGUGGCCGUCACCACGAAGACGGCAUGGAAGCUGCAAGAGAUCAUGGCCCACAGCAGCAAUGUGUCCUCAGUAGUCCUGGGAAAAGGUUCAGGCCGGAUGCUGGCCACUGGAGGAGACGACUGUCGGGUCAACAUAUGGUCAGUUAGCAAGCCCAACUGCAUCAUGAGCUUGACAGGCCACACAUCCCCCAUCGAGAGCCUACAGGUGAACCCAAAUGAGCAGCUCAUAGUUGCAGGGUCCCGGUCAGGGUCCAUUCGAGUUUGGGACCUGGAAGCUGCCAAAGUUCUUCGUACCCUCCCAGGUCACAAAGCGAAUAUCUGCAGCCUUCAUUUCCAUCCUUUUGGAGGCUUUGUGGCAUCUGGCUCUUUGGACACCAACAUUAAGCUCUGGGAUGUAAGAAGAAAAGGCUGCAUCUUCACAUUCAAGGGUCACACAGAAGCAGUUCGGUGUCUCCGCUUUAGCCCUGAUGGGAAAUGGGUGGCCUCUGCUGCUGAUGAUCACACUGUAAAGUUGUGGGAUCUGACUGCUGGGAAGUUAAUGUUUGAGUUUACAGGGCACACUGGCCCAGUAAAUGUUGUUGAAUUCCAUCCCAAUGAAUACCUUUUGGCUUCUGGCAGCUCUGACAGGACUGUUCGGUUCUGGGACUUGGAGAAGUUUCAAGUUGUGAGCUGUAUUGAAGAAGAGGCUACUCCUGUCAGGUGUGUGCUUUUCAGCCCGGAUGGCUGCUGCUUGUACAGCGGCUUCCAGGAUUCGCUGCGCGUCUACGGCUGGGAGCCAGAGCGCUGUUUUGAUGUGGUCGUGGUGAACUGGGGAAAAGUAGCUGACUUGUCUAUCAGCAACAACCAGCUGAUAGGAGUUUCCUUUGCACAAAGCACAGUCUCUUCCUUCGUUGUGGAUCUCAGCAGAGUCCCAAAGUCAGAUUCUAUUCCUCAUGGGUUGAUCAGGGACGACCAGCCUCUUGUGCCACCUACCCCCACAGGGUCCUCCCUUCGCCGCAUCUAUGACAGGCCCUCAACGAGCUGCAGCAAGCCACAGAGCAGAGUGAAGCACAACUCGGAGAGUGAGAGGCACAGUCCUAGCAGUGAAGAUGACCGGGAUGAGAAGGAAUCAAGGGCUGAGAUCCAGAACCAGGAGGAUUACAAAGAGAUCUUCCAGCCCAAGAAUGCAAUCUGCCGAACUCCUCCUCGAAAUGAGCCCUUUCCUGCCCCUCCUGAGGAUGAGCCUGGAACUGCAAAGGAAGCAGUGAAGCCCAGCCAGGCUGUGGAUGUCCAGACCUCAUUGCCAAAGCAAGAGCUCCCUGAUCCAGUCCAGAGGCCACCAAUUGGCUCCUCAACUUCUUUGACCAGAACAGAGCCAUCAGUGAUUCCUGCAGCCAGGAAUGAGCCCAUUGGCCUGAAGGCCUCUGACUUUCUCCCAGCUGUGAAAAACCAAAGCCAGACAGAGCUGGUGGAUGAGGAGGCCAUGUCCCAGAUCAGGAAAGGCCACGAGACCAUGUGUGUGGUGCUCACCAGCCGCCACAAGAACCUGGACGCCGUGCGCGCCGUAUGGAGCACCAGUGACAUCAAGAAUUCUCUGGACUCUGCAGUGGCAAUCAAUGAUUUGUCUGUUGUCGUGGAUCUCUUGAAUAUUGUCAACCAAAAAGCAUCUCUCUGGAAGCUGGAUUUGUGUACUAUAGUCUUGCCACAGAUAGAAAAACUACUCCAAAGUAAAUAUGAAAGUUACGUGCAGACUGGCUGCACAUCCCUGAAACUCAUUCUCCAGAGAUUCCUGCCACUCAUCACAGACAUCCUCGCUGCACCACCUUCUGUUGGAGUGGACAUCAGCAGAGAGGAGAGGCUUCAGAAAUGCAAGUUGUGCUACAAGCAGCUGAAAAACAUCAGCAACGUUGUCAAGAACAAGUCUGGGCUCAGCGGCCGCCAUGGUAGUGCCUUUCGGGAACUGCUGCUCCUCAUGGCUGUCCUGGACUAACAGCCACCACGUCCUCAUGUACAAAUACAGGUGGCCAAGCUCCCCCUG
Oenanthe melanoleuca is the source of this 2387-nucleotide messenger RNA. RefSeq names its product katanin regulatory subunit B1 (gene KATNB1). Bases 366 to 2339 code for a protein of 657 amino acids. Gene Ontology annotation, molecular function: microtubule binding. NCBI's taxonomy places the organism in Eukaryota, Metazoa, Chordata, Aves, Passeriformes, Muscicapidae. The record is from RefSeq and is a predicted model, not a curated record. Gene Ontology annotation, cellular component: katanin complex. Gene Ontology annotation, biological process: microtubule depolymerization; microtubule severing. The transcript is spliced from 19 exons.